Messenger RNA from Phascolarctos cinereus (koala), 1469 nucleotides. Lineage: Eukaryota; Metazoa; Chordata; Mammalia; Diprotodontia; Phascolarctidae. The record is from RefSeq and is a predicted model, not a curated record.
GUAAGAAUAGAGCCAGAAGAACAUUCAAGGGGUAAGGGAGGAGGAGAGACAGUCAAGGGAAAGGGGUGCAGCCUUGGCAGGGGCCAUGAAGACUCAGGAGGAGGAAGGGGGCCAAGGCAACAUCUACCAUAACCACUAGGCUCCGUGAUUGGAGGAGGAGCUCAUGUCUCACCAGUGAACUAAGGAGAGUAGGGUCUGGUACUGGGGACAAAGGAAGAAUCAGAAAGAAGAGGAGCAAAAAAUCUGAAAAAUCCAAAGAAAGUCGAAAAGGAAGAGGAAAACCUAGACCAUGCCCCUAGGUCAUCCCAGCAGGUCCCGUCGCCAUAGCCGUAUCAAUACCACGCAUCCGCCCACUGUGCUCAGUGGCUGGGGUACCCCUCCAAGCAGAGACUGGAACCACAGGGCUGUGUGUGGCUGCCCAUACCACUGUGAAACACCUGAAGAACGAAUAGGCUCUCGCCCACUCCACAGCAUUGUCAACAGGUGGUUGAGGGGAGCCCCAGUGACUAAAUGGCAGCCAUCUCGGGAGUCAUCUGGCCUACCCUGCCGGCUCCCCUGCAGGGGUUGGACUCCAGAGCUUCAGCCUUCAUUACCAAACCGUCACCACUUUCAUUUCCCCAGUGCGACUGGGAGAUCUCAUGGAGCCCACUCCAGAGCAGGAAGCCGUGGGGUCUACCGAGUGCAAAGCCCAGGGCCCGAGUGCCCCCCACUCCCAUCCAGACUGGGAGCAUAUCAGACAUCUUGCCAGACUCCACAAGCAGAUGGCCAUGUGCAUCAUGAUCUCCUGCAUCCUUUGCAACUUGGCCCUGGCUACCUCUGCAUAUUCCUGGGUAGGCUCUGUUUCUACCUGGCCUCCUGGAGCGUCAAGGUGAUCAACUGUCUCAACACCAUCCAGCUUUUCAAGAAAGUGCUGAAUUUCUUUGGUCAUGGGACGCCUGCUCUGUACAUAGGUUUAUUUAUUGUCAUCCAGGCCCAUGACAUCAAGAAUUAUAACAAGUUUAGUUGGAACCCUGGCCUCGUCGUAUCAACAAAAACAUCAGCAACCUCUCCUCCCGUGUCGUUCUCCACUGAGGGCACCCUGGGCAAAAAAGGAGACUGGCCAUUUCUAAAUGGGGGAGAGGAACAGAUAGGCCCAAGUCAUGACCAUAGGAAGUGGGUGUACGAGGUCAGGAGCAGCACCCACUUUUUACCGUCACUGAGACAGUUCUAUUCCUCUGACCCCAUGACACUUCCAGGCUCAACUGGGGCCACAAACUCCAUGGCACAUCUCUGGCAACAGGAAAAUCUGAGGAUGAGAAGUUGUACUGAAGUAACAAUGAGCCAAAGGAAUCUGGCUUUGACGCUGAUCCUUUUCUAAAUGAAGAUCGUCACCCACCAAUUAGGCCCCUCAGUCUUCUUUUGCCCCCUUGCAAAGGACCAAGGCAGCCCAGCUGCUGAGUUAGACACACCCAUGAUCUUCCACUGCCCAC